Molecule: messenger RNA, 1305 nt
Organism: Mesorhabditis spiculigera
Lineage: Eukaryota; Metazoa; Nematoda; Chromadorea; Rhabditida; Rhabditidae
Source: the annotation of a GenBank genome assembly
AUGCGGGAGGCCAACAAGUACAUGGGACAAUACUGGUUGGACCUGAAGCUCGACGGGAAGCCGGGCGGUGUGGUAGAUUUUUGGGCGCGCCUCGGCUACAACUCGACGGCUUGGGAAUCUGUGUGCCAAAUGGAUGCCAAUUUCCAGAAGGCACGCCGUGAAUUGACCGGCUAUACAAUCCAGUGUGUGAACUGUCUGAAGUGGCGCCAUGUUCCGUUCAACACCGACUACUUCUUGGGAGGCGUGCCCGAAAAAUGGGCGUGCAAGGACCAUCCCGAUGAGGCUUAUCGGUCAUGUGCCGCUAAAGGAGGCCUGAAAUCUAUCAAAAUCGGCAAUGAUCUAUCGUCUGGAAAAGCCAAAAACUCCGACAGGGGUAGAAAGCUUUUGAGCCCGAAGCGAGAGACACCUUCAUGGCACGAGCUAAUGGAAACGGCGCGCCACACAACGUCACAAAAUUCGCUCAGAGGCGCGUCGGUUAUUGCGAUCUCCUCGAUCACAAGCAGUACACCCGGCGAGCCACCUGUCGCAAAGAUCACCGAGUGCAUCGAAAUUGACGACGAUGAAAAUGGCACGAGAUAUGUUCAGCUGGACGAUUAUGAUGAUCCGUAUGCGCUAUUCCACUCCACAAUCACGUUAUCGGAGGAAGACGUCGAAUCAAAGCCCGAAAAACGUGUGGGAACGCCACCUGAACCGUCCGUACGCCAGCAAAUUAGCACAACGAACAAGCGUUCACAACCCAGCACCUCCCGUCAGUCGAUGCCCGCCAUUAAAAGGGCACGGGCCAGUGGAAGCGCGCUCUCCUCCAGUGAUGUGAAAAAAGAGCUGGCGGACGUAAAUGAAGACUACAGUCAGCGUCCUAUCGACACCCCGACCCGCUCGGCGACUCGUCCCAAGCCAUCGAAGCUACGCGUGAAGGUCAGCGCUCCCGUAGCUGCCACUACGCCUCCGUCCAGCGCAGAAGCUAUCAAGACGCUACGCAAAGUUCUACGUGCCGUUUCCGAGCACAUGCCGAAGGCUUUCCCGGAUGUGGCUGGCAUGCCGACUGCCGACAUCCUCAAAAUCGACUGGGCUGACCUCAUCGAGACGAUGGUGCAAAAGUCGAAAGACAAGACGGACGCUGAACUCGCCCAGCUACACGCGAAAGAGCGAAAACGGGACAAGGCGCGACUCCGCAAAUUUGACCACCCGGCCCUGACGCCGAUCAAGGACGCUGCCUGUCGCGUCCUUCGAUGGGCUGCUCCAGGCGAGCCCGUGUACGCGGAGGUGACCCCGGAGACAGCAUUGCCCGCCCUGAUCAUGUUCCGA